AUGGCACCCAGCAGAGCCGUUGAAGAGCCCUAUCCUCCUCUGUCUUUGACCUCAGCCGAAUCCGAGCAACUGAUCGCAAGCAUCAAGGACUGGUCAAUCGCUCAUGGGUUGGCAGUGAGGCCACCGCCGGCUGUGGUCUCGGCUGAAGCAGAUCCUCUCGGAAUCCUAGCAACGACCGCUCCUGUCACCCUGUUCCCGAGUCCCUUCCCUCGAGUAUGCUUUGAGCAAGCUAAGUCUAUCCAAAAAGCAUACAAUCAGUUGUAUGCCUCGAUAGCACAGGAUGAAGAUUUUUUGCAAGCCAUUGUACAGGAAAUAAUCGAAGUCGAUGAGUUUAUUGCAGAGUUGUGGCAGGUCCAUCUGAAAGUCAAAAAAGAAGGCUAUGUCCAGAAUCUUUCCCUUGGACUUUUCCGUUCUGAUUAUAUGGUCCAUCAAAGCACCACCGAUCAUGCGCCUACCAUCAAGCAGGUCGAGUUCAACACCAUUGCCUCGUCGUUUGGCGGGCUUUCCUCCCAGACCUCGGAGUUACACAAAUAUCUCUCACUCAGUGAAUAUCCCUUGUUGGAGAAAAAUCUCCAGACCAAAGAUAUGAGCCUCCCUGAAAAUAAGAGCACCAGGUUUCUGGCAUCAGGAUUGCGUGCUGCUUUCGACUUUUACACAAAGUCCGAAACCAGCCACCCAUGCUGCAUACUCUUCGUCGUACAGAACCCCGAACGGAACAUUUUUGACCAACGACAUCUCGAGUACGAAUUACAACAACAUGGAACUCCUGUCUUCCGCCUUCCGUUUGAGGAAACACUUACUCGGACCUCCAUUGAAGAUACGCCCAGACGCCAGCUUCUGUACUACCCACCCAGUAACCCCUCAAAAGUCUUCGAAGUCGCCGUUGUAUAUUUUCGCGCAGGCUACGGACCAGGAGACUACCCAGACGAGUCAGCGUGGAAAGCCCGUCUCCAAAUGGAGCGCUCCAACGCCAUUAAAUGCCCAACAAUUCUCACUCAACUCGCCGGGGCCAAAAAGGUGCAACAAGUCCUCGCUACACCAACCUCACCAUCUAUGCCUUCAAUAAUCACACGCUUCAUCGAAUCCGGAACCUCCUCCAUUCAAGGCCUCGAAGAUACCUUCACAAAUAUUUAUCCUCUAGAUGACACACCCGCCGGUCUCGCCGCCCGCAAACUUGCCACCGACCCCGCCAAAUGUCAAGGCUACGUUCUGAAGCCCCAGCGCGAAGGGGGUGGAAACAAUAUAUACCGCUCCGCCAUCCCGCCUUUCCUCGCCGCCCUGCCCGAGUCCCACUGGAAAUCCUUCAUUCUAAUGGAAAUCAUCAUCCCGCCGCCGGUGCACAACCUCAUUCUCCGAAAUGGCGUCCUAGAGCAAGGUGGCGUAAUCUGCGAGCUGGGCGUCUACGGAACCUGUCUCUGGGAUCAGGUGUCCAAGGAGGUGCUGCAUAACGAAGAGGCGGGCUACUUACUGAGGACCAAGGGCGACAAGAGCGAGGAGGGGGGUGUCGCGGCGGGCUUUGGGAGUAUGGAUAGCUGUCGACUGGUAUGA
Molecule: messenger RNA, 1548 nt
Organism: Drepanopeziza brunnea f. sp. 'multigermtubi' MB_m1
Lineage: Eukaryota; Fungi; Ascomycota; Leotiomycetes; Helotiales; Drepanopezizaceae
Biological process (GO): glutathione biosynthetic process
Cellular component (GO): cytosol
Molecular function (GO): glutathione binding; glutathione synthase activity; ATP binding
Source: RefSeq, a predicted model, not a curated record